Andrographis paniculata is the source of this 854-nucleotide messenger RNA. RefSeq lists its product as uncharacterized. Gene Ontology annotation, cellular component: endoplasmic reticulum; endoplasmic reticulum membrane. The coding region runs from base 158 to 607 and encodes 149 amino acids. The transcript has 2 exons. NCBI's taxonomy places the organism in Eukaryota, Viridiplantae, Streptophyta, Magnoliopsida, Lamiales, Acanthaceae. The record is from RefSeq and is a predicted model, not a curated record. Gene Ontology annotation, biological process: endoplasmic reticulum to Golgi vesicle-mediated transport; intracellular protein transport.
UACUUCCUCGAAUCAAUUUUUCCGUCUCCCGAACCUACAGCUUCUUCUUCUGAAUUUUCAUUCAAUCUUUGAUCGAUUGAUCGAUCGCUCGCUCGCUCUUCCAACAAUUUUCAUCUGAAAUCUGUGGCGAAAUCGGUUCGAAUUGUUUUGAGGCAAGAUGAUGCAGCCUCUGUAUGCUCUGGUUUUGGGGGAAGUGGCGGCGAUUUUGCUGCUGCUUUUCCGAACGCCGUUGAGGAAGCCCCUUCUGAUGUUGCUGGAUAAAAUGAAGCAGGGGAGGGGUCCUGUGGUGGCGUCCACUGCUGCCGGUACUCUGUUCGUGAUAAUGGUGUCCAUCAUUAUAAACAUCAACAACAUCCAGUCCCGGACUGACGAAUCUGGCGCCGUUCUUAACCCCACCGACCAGGUUCUCCUCGCGCACCAGCUUUUGGAAGCAUCACUGUUGGGGUUUGCUCUUUUCCUGGGGUUGAUGAUCGACAGAAUCCAUUAUUACAUUAAAGAGGUCCGGAUGCUGAGAAAGCAUUUGGAAGCUAUAAAGAAGGUGGAUCCAAAAUCGCCAGAUGCUAAGGGCAUCGAGAAGGGAAAGAGUAAAGCUGAGGAGGAAGACUAGAAUUCGAAAUCAACACAUGUGACUAGCACUACCCUUGAGUUGGCAUAUCUAGAUAUCAAUAAUUUCUGCUUUUUAUUCUGGUGAUAAGCAAUAUUUGGUUGGAACAAAAGUAUGCAGCAAAGACUAAUGUAUGUUUCUUUCUGUUAUAAGUUUUGGCUCAAUGGGGAUCACUACCUUAAAAUGUUUCAGGUCACUUACAUGGCCUUGCAAUGAGAUUACAGUGAUAUGUUAACUACGAUACAGGAUA